Molecule: messenger RNA, 234 nt
Organism: Fusarium fujikuroi IMI 58289
Lineage: Eukaryota; Fungi; Ascomycota; Sordariomycetes; Hypocreales; Nectriaceae
Exons: 2
Coding region: 1-234 (77 amino acids)
Source: RefSeq, a predicted model, not a curated record
AUGACUUUAUCUCGAAAAAGGGCAUCAGGCGCCUCUUUGCCAACCUCCAGCUUAAGCAAGAAGCUCAAGCUAACAAGCAUAUGCCCAUCCCAGCCUUCGAACCAGUCGAUUCUACCUAUCAACUUCGCAGCCCUUCUAGAACAAAACCCAUCAGAUCUUAUGCCAGAUCUACAGAUGCAGUGCCAGAAUGUCUCAGACUACGCCAAGGACGAACAAGGUUACCCUACGACGUAG